AGCUGCUCAGUGAGAUCUUUUUAACAGUUGUUGAAAGUGGUGUUAGUGAAGUUUUUUGAAUCAAAGAGAUGGAGAGAGACUUCUUGGGUUUGAAUGCGAAGGAGUUGCAGGCGGUGAAGGAGGAGAGCAAGGAAGGAUCGCAAGAUUCAGCUUUCAUGAGGGGUUCAGGUCCUUCAGGAAUGCAGUGGCCUUUCUCAAACAAAGUCUCUGCCCUGCCUCAGUUCAUGUCUUUCAAGACUGUGCAGGAAGACAGGGCAAAGAAGAUGAUAUUUGAUCGUCUGGCCUCCUCUGCAUUUAUGCCUACCAUAGCUACAGCAGAUGCUUUUGAUGCUAACCACAAGUCGACUGCAAGCAUAGUCCAGAAAAACUUCAAUUUUGAUAGGCAAGUGGGUACUCAUAAUGCAAUGAACACUUAUGCCGUUCAACAUGUUGAUGUCCAUCGUCCACAAGAAGUUAGGGCCCUUCCUGUCUCUAACCAGACCAUCUCUAUUUCUAUGAGCAAUCCUUUCUUCAAGACCCAUGUUGCUACCUCAAGCCAAAGCUUGGCUCCUACUUCUUUGAAGCAACAACCAGUUGGAGGGAUUCCUGUUACCACCUCACAUGCAAUAUUUCGGGCUUCUGGUUCUAUUGAUCCAAAGAACAUCUCAAAGCCCACUGGGCCACAACUGACCAUCUUUUAUGCUGGUGCUGUAAACGUCUAUGAGGAUGUCUCUCCUGAGAAGGCUCAGGCAAUUAUGUUUUUGGCUGGAAAUGGAGCUUCCAUGAGCAAUAACCAAAGGGCUCAAGUACCUGCACCAACAUCAAUGCCAACAGUGUUUGAAGUUGUUCAUGGGAACCAGUCUACUUCAACUCCACCUUGCUCAGGCCUUCCAAGCCCUAUCUCUGUUACUUCCCAUUCCGGUGCCCAAUCGGGUAGUGGGUCUAGCAACAAUGAUGAAGGGAUGACAACAAAAUCCAAAGGAACUUUGAUUGCUCCUAGCAGCAGCCAACCUGAGGCUCCAGUGAUUGUCACUCCUAUAGCAUCUGCUGCUACUACUCUCAUGCCAGCAGCUGUGCCUCAAGCUCGUAAGGCAUCCUUGGCUCGAUUUUUGGAGAAGCGCAAGGAAAGGAUGAUGACUGUAGCUCCAUACAGCCCAAGCAACAAACCAACAGAAGGCACCACAGCCUCCUUAUCCUUCCCAGACAGCAAGGAGCAGUCAUGGUGUAUGUGCCCAACUAAGAUGGAGGCUAAUAAUGCCAAGUUGCAUUCUACAUAGAAAAGAUGCAAAAACGCUGAGGAGGAUUCUCCUCCUCUCUUUUUCCCCCCCUCUUGUUUUUUCUUAAGCCCCUCUAUUUCUCUUUGAAGAUAAUUAAUUUAGUUUCAAUUCUUUGUCAUUUGAAUAUGAUCAGGAGCCUUUUCAUCCUACAAUACUUCUUUUGGAGAAGUUUGUAACCAUUUUAACUUCCUGUCAUAUUGUAAAAAUUGAAGUAACGUACGCAUAUAACAGCCCAUAUUCCU
Messenger RNA from Telopea speciosissima, 1498 nucleotides. RefSeq names its product protein TIFY 6B-like. Gene Ontology annotation, cellular component: nucleus. Gene Ontology annotation, biological process: response to wounding; regulation of defense response; regulation of jasmonic acid mediated signaling pathway. The record is from RefSeq and is a predicted model, not a curated record. The transcript has 7 exons. Bases 69 to 1256 code for a protein of 395 amino acids. NCBI's taxonomy places the organism in Eukaryota, Viridiplantae, Streptophyta, Magnoliopsida, Proteales, Proteaceae.